This is a messenger RNA of Ambispora gerdemannii, 2211 nucleotides long. NCBI's taxonomy places the organism in Eukaryota, Fungi, Glomeromycota, Glomeromycetes, Archaeosporales, Ambisporaceae. The record is from the annotation of a GenBank genome assembly.
AUGGACGAGACUCAAACAGAACGGCUAAUAAAAAUAAUAUCAGAAUCAUUACGUGAUGAAGAAGCAAAGUCGACGACUACAGCUACGACGACCACGUUGAAACUAGGGAAUAAAGGAAUUCGAGAGAUGCCAGUGGAAGUCAUUGAAUUGAUUAAUACUCAUGGCAUUGAAAGACUAGGGCUUGAACAAAAUCACCUAACCAGUUUGCCACAUGAAAUUUGUAAAUUAUCGAAACUACGGUAUCUUGAUCUUAAUUCCAAUGAGUUUAAAACGUUUCCUGUGGUUCUUUGUAAUAUGCAAAAUUUAGAAGUGUUGGAUCUGAGUAAAAAUCAGAUUCGAAAGUUUCCCAAAGAUUUUGGAAACCUGAUCUCGUUAACGGCACUAAAAAUCUCCAGAAACCGAAUAAGAAAACUCCCGACCUAUAUUGGCGACAUGAAAAAUCUGCAAUAUCUAAGAGUGGAGAACAACCAACUACAUUUUCCACCAAGAACGUACAUUCAGAUGCCAAAAAGCAAUGAUAAAGUUGUGUUACGAAAAUGGUUGCUUAACUUAAAAGAGUUUUUGAGGCAAUGUCAGAUGGAUCAAAAUGUUGAUCGAAAUGAUAUUGAAUUUGAGACGAGCGAUAGUAGCGACGAUGAUUUUUUGACACAAGGAGUAGGAGGUAGCGGCAACGGGGAAAUAUCUAAUAAUUCAUUGAAUACUAUCAAUGAGAAUGAGCAAGUGAUACAAAGACACGAGCGAAGACGUGGUGGUGGCGGAGGAAAUGGUGUGGGCGGAGGACCCUCAAAUCUGAUUCUUGAUUCACCUCGACGUGAUAGGAGUCUUAGUAAUGAUACUUAUGAUCCGACGACAAUGGGGUAUCGAUUACGAUGUCAUCAUGCCAAAAGUUUUUCACAGGAUUCUAUUAAUUCUUUGAGUAGUCUGAAUGAGGAUCGUAUCAAUGGCGGAGAUGGUUAUUUCCAAAGAAUUCGAACAUUACCUUCUACAGAAUAUCUUCAACCAAAUGACAUUUCAUUAAGAGAAGCAAGUCGAAGUAUUCUAUAUUCAUUAUCACAAAUACUCAAAGGAAUCGGUCAAUUUACGAGUUUCACUGCAACCGAAAAACUAUUCACCAAAGAAUUGCGUAACGCGACAAAAUUCAAUGAUCAAUUAGUUGUCGCAUUAGAACAGUUUGAUAGUGAUUCAUUGACAAAAAGACCUGAUGGGGAUACAUGUGCGAAAUUAUUGAAAUCAUGUCAAUCGAAUAUUUCGGUAUUUCGUAGUUUGAUAAGUGCACUUCAACAUCAACUACGUAACAUCACUCAGUCAUCUGAUAAUAUUCGUUAUUCGCGUACUCUACUGUUGAUGCUUCAUGGAGCAAUUGCGGAAAUAAAAUUUGCGUGGGAGACAAUUUCACCCUUGUUAAAAGAUUACACGCCUUAUAGUAAUACGUCUACACCAUUUAGAUUGAGAUCAAUGUCUCGUUCAAAUAGCAAUGCUAGUAUUGGUGUGGGCAGUGGCGUACAACCUCCUUAUUCAACAGGUAUUACUCCAACUAAUCCAUUAUCAUUGGCAUUAGCUUCUGUACCCUCGACACCUUACUCCUCGUCAAUUAUACACGGUGCCGAUUCAUCAAUUUCUUCUGUGUCUACUUCUGCGACUUUCGUUCCCGUUAUCUUCAAUGAACAAUUAAUGAACAAAGUAGAAACUUCUAUUUCCUGUGUUGAACACGUGUUUAAAUACCUAAUGGAAACAGUUGAACAAGCGCAAAAUACCACUUUUGAUGAUCAACCAGAAAUACGAAGUAAAAUCAAAAAUCUGGAAUUACACAUAAAAUCUAGUAAAGAAGUGACGAUUCAUCUGAAAAAAUCGUUACAAUCGACCAGAUCAACACCAACAUCGUUAAUCGAACAUGUCAUACACGUUAAAUUAUAUGAUGAGACUAUGGCGUUUAUACAGAAAACCGUCGAAAUGAUGAGCCUUGUGAAAGACGUGAUGGAAGGAUACACGAUACUACAUGAACAAGAAGUUCGACACGGAUUAAGACAAGUUAGUAAAUCGAAUAAAGAGCUAUUAAGUCAGAUGGAACAUGAUCAUGUUAAUCAGAAAAAUUUUAAUGAGAAUAAUGGUAAUACGGAAGAAGCUGAGGAAGAAUCAGGGAAUAAUAUAGAUAUAGAUGAUGAUGGCGAUGGCGAUGGUGAUAGAAGAGAAGAAUUCGCGGUGGCGAUUUAG